Punica granatum (pomegranate) is the source of this 1016-nucleotide messenger RNA. Lineage: Eukaryota; Viridiplantae; Streptophyta; Magnoliopsida; Myrtales; Lythraceae. The record is from RefSeq and is a predicted model, not a curated record.
CCAAACCCCCACAUUAUUCCCUGCCCACUCUCUCUCUCUCUCUCUCUCUCUCUCUCCCCCCCCCCUCUCUCUUUCUCUCUUCCUCUCUCAUUGAGAAAUGGCCGGAGACAUGCCACUUCUCAAGCGCCAAAGGGAAGAAGUGGAAGAAGAAGAACAUGGAAACCUAACCCUAAAACAAGAGGCAGAACAACAACAACAACAUCAUGAACAAACCCUUAACAAUAAGCGCCAAAAGUCAUCUUCCUCGUCCUCGUGUUCUUCGUCAUACAAUCACAUACUCUCCUUCCUCGAAGAGGACGAAGAGAAAGUGUCGACGACCCACCAGGACCUGUCAUCCCUCAUCACAACCCUCCAACAGGAGCUCUCCCCCUCCGACUCCCUCGUCGACCUGUUGACUUCUUCUGCCACGACGAUGUCUGAAUUUGAAUCUGACGUCGCCUCGGCCGCAUCCGAGGAGGAAGUUGAUGACAGGGAGAGGGUCUUCAGGCACUUGCUCGAAGCCUCCGAUGACGAGCUUGGCCUCCCAACCAGGGAUGAGGGAGCCAGCAGCAGCGGCAGCGCAUUGGAGUCUCCGUCGCUGUUUACUGUCAAUGGUGGCAGUGCAGACGCGGAGGGUUUGACUUUGACGACUUUGACCUCCAUCGAUGGGCUGUGGGAGUUCGAAGAUGAGGCUGCCAACUACUAUGCCGUCUUGCAGUCUGAGCUUUUCAUGGAGGGAGAUGAGAAUGGGGUGAACUAUUAAAGAAGGAAUGGGACUUAUCCAAAAAAGGAAAAAAAGAAAGAAAGAAGGAAUGGCCCCGAAGAAGAAGAAGAUGGAUAGUUCGGGGGGUUCUAUUGGAAAAAAAGAAAAAGUUAUAUGAAGGGUGAAAACGAAAAUAUGAAAAAAGUUUUUAUUUUGGUUUCUGCCCUCCCCCUCGUGUAAAUGAGCAUAUUACCCCCAACGUAGCCUUGAUGAGUUAAUUUAAUUGUAGAAGAGAAAAAGAAAUUAUUCAUAUUCCAUUUUUUGCUUAUUCUCA